AAUCGCGGGAAAAUCAGAAACGUAGAAGAAAGAAGAGAGACAUUUAUAGCAAAAAUAAUACAAAUAGAUUUAGAGGAAAAGGGUGGGAAGAAAGAGAAAAAAAGGAAACAAGAAAAAGAAAAAAAAAAAGGAAAGGAGAAAGAAGUAUCGUUCGAAAGAGGGGAGUCUCAGGAAAAAAAGGACAGAAUUUUUUUCCGGUGACAGUGUCGGUGUCUCUCUGACGCUCCUCUCUGUUUUUCAAUCUUUCUCCGUCUCUAUACCUGAAUGCCUUCAUCCGUAUUCAGGAAUUUUGCGGCGAUUCAUGGUUGGAGGAGCGAAUACUUAAAGGGCACAAUGGAUUCAACCGAAGCAAAGGACACACCAUCUUGUGGCUGUAUAUAGAUCCAAGUUGAUUUGUAGGUUUUUGAAUACAAAAAAAAAAACAAAUUUUUUUUAUUUAGAGUUUGUGUAAAUAUAAAAUAGGAGUGCCAAAAGUUUGAUUUGGCAUGAAUUGCUUGGCUACGACCAUAAUCAUCACCUGCAAGCCCACAUUGAUCCCGGAUAUGGCCGUGGCUAUUGAUCCUUUCAGUGACCAGUUUCCUUACUUCAACCGAUCCUCUCAAAGGUGCAGACUUCAAUCCCUAACCAACCUUGACUUCAACUUCCUCGCGCAAUCCUUUAAUCAUUCGGUUGAAGAUGACAACAUCCAUCGGAGUGUUUCCUCUCCUUGCUUCUCUAUAGCUGCGUCUGCUAAUAUGGAGGAAGAUCUCAAAGCAACCACGGCUCCACGGAUUGAGAUUCUUGGUGGACAGAGAGUACCCAUGGUUCGUGCCCUUGUGGCUGAGGUGACUAUGGCUAUGGUUUCUGGAGCUCAGCCUUUGCUUUUACCAAGUGGCAUGGGAGGUGCUUAUCUCUUGCAAACUGGAAAAGGACAUAACAUUGCUGUGGCUAAACCGGUUGAUGAAGAGCCUUUGGCCUUUAACAAUCCUAAAAAGUCUGGAAAUUUGAUGCUCGGGCAACCGGGAAUGAAACAUUCAAUUCCUGUUGGUGAAACGGGUAUCCGAGAAUUAGCUGCUUACCUUUUGGAUUACCAAGGCUUCUCUGGUGUUCCACCAACAGCUUUGGUUAGUAUCUCACAUGUCCCAUUUCAUGUCAGUGACGCCUUCUCUUUCUCCUCCAUGCCCUAUAAGGUCGCUUCCUUGCAGCGAUUUGUGGGUCAUGAUUAUGAUGCGGGAGAAUUGGGUCCAGGAAGCUUCACGGUUACCUCGGUUCAUAGGAUUGGAAUACUUGAUGUAAGAGUCCUGAACCUUGACAGACAUGCUGGAAAUAUGCUAGUGAAGAGAUGUGACAAAAAAGAGUGUUAUAAUCGACUUGGGACCGCUGAGCUUGUGCCUAUUGAUCAUGGUCUCUGCCUCCCUGAAUUCCUAGAUGAUCCUUACUUUGAGUGGCUAAACUGGCCUCAAGCUUUGGUUCCAUUUACUGCUGAUGAGCUGCAGUACAUAUCCAAUCUAGACCCUUUCAAAGAUGCAGAACUUCUAAGAACUGAACUACACUCUUUGCCAGAAUCUGCCAUAAGGGUCCUUAUCGUCUGCACGGUUUUCUUAAAACACGCUGCGGCUGCAGGGCUCUGUCUCGCAGAGAUAGGCGAGAAGAUGACUAGAGAUUUCUCCAGGGGUGAAGAGAGUUUCAGUCUUUUAGAGACCCUCUGCACCAAAGCGAAAGCAAGUGUUCUUGGCAAGACUGGCAAAGUCAGCGACGAUAGUUACGAAGGAAUUGAAGUGAACACGGAGCUAGAGUGUGGAAUGUUUAUGUUUGAUGGUGGAGAUACCCCAUGUGAAGCGGAGAUUUCAGAGGUAUUUCAUGUAUCUAAACCACCUUUGGUCCCAAGAGGGCCACGUGCAAACACCAUUCCUACCAGUGUAACUGCUUCGAUGUUGUCUUCACAAAACCAGUGGACUACUCAUCAUGAGAAAAGUGCAAAAGAAAAGAAGAGAGGAGGCAAGCAAGAAAAUUGCAACGUGAGGAGCAAGAUCCCACCGAUUUGUGCAAACCUUGAUGAUUCAAAAGGUGUUUCUUUCGUGGAUAUGACAACAGUUGAAUGGGAUAUGUUCCUGGAGAGCUUCAAAACACUUUUGCAAGACACACUGAGCAAAGGGUCCAUGCUAAGAUAAAGAUCCCCCUGCGGAAGUUGAGGCAAUCAAUAAAUAGAAGACAGGCAAACGACAACCAAAGAGAUAAAAUCUCAUAAGGUUAACUUUCCGGUGUUUAUAUAUAGGUACAAGUGUGCAUUACUGCCAAGAUGACCAUAGUGCAAGCUGUAGGCUAACUAUUAAUACCUUAGAA
Messenger RNA from Capsella rubella, 2322 nucleotides. RefSeq names its product phosphatidylinositol 4-kinase gamma 1. The coding region runs from base 486 to 2150 and encodes 554 amino acids. The transcript has 2 exons. The record is from RefSeq and is a predicted model, not a curated record. Lineage: Eukaryota; Viridiplantae; Streptophyta; Magnoliopsida; Brassicales; Brassicaceae.